Molecule: messenger RNA, 534 nt
Organism: Cydia fagiglandana
Lineage: Eukaryota; Metazoa; Arthropoda; Insecta; Lepidoptera; Tortricidae
Product: NADH dehydrogenase [ubiquinone] 1 beta subcomplex subunit 9-like
Exons: 3
Coding region: 81-500 (139 amino acids)
Biological process (GO): mitochondrial electron transport, NADH to ubiquinone
Source: RefSeq, a predicted model, not a curated record
UUAAAAUUUUCUUUCAUGUAAAACUUAUUCUAUUCGUGUAGAUUAUUUAUUUCUGUAGUAAUAUAUUUAGCAUUACAAACAUGCCUUUUGCGCCGGAAUUACGAACUCAUUCUCAAAAAGUGAAAACUCUGUAUAAAACAGCUAUGCGGUUACUUGAGUCGUAUCACGUGGCAAAAUUCGUCACACGAUAUCAUCAGGUUAUUCUGAGAGCAGAGUUCGAUAAGAACAAGGAUGUAUGUGACCCAAAAGAACAACGUCGCUUACUGUGGGUGGGACAGCAUGAAGUAUUUCUGAAGAAAAAUCCUUGUCCACCGGCACGAUUUCCAUAUUCACUGGGGAUAGCAGGAGGAGUAGCAUAUGGGCGUGAAAUAGACCCUCCGGACUGGGUCCUGGACUACUGGCAUCCAUUGGAAAAGGCGCAAUAUCCUGAAUAUUUCAAUAGACGCGAAUGUAGAAAACAGGAGUAUAUUAAGUUAUGGGAGCAAGGAAUUAUACGUUGAAUGUUGUUAGAUUUCCGUAUGAAUACAUGUUGUG